GGCGAAUUUCCUUUCUCCUCCUCCUCUACUUUUUCUUGCCAUUGCUUUUCAUUUGCUCUCCGCGCAAAUUUAUAUGUUAUGAACGUAUGGACGGCGCUUAGAGCGCCUGCUAGACAUUCUUUCAACGCUAUUUCACGUGUUGGGCCAACCCAGAGAUGUUUUUCUUCGACACGUCUCCGCGCCGCAGACCUCCUACCAAUGGAAAAGUUGCGGAAUAUCGCAAUUAUAGCCCACGUCGAUCAUGGCAAAACUACGCUGGUGGACCAGCUUCUCCGCCAAUCUGGGACACUCGCAGCUCAAAAUGGAGACGGGGUAGCCAAUGAACGAGUAAUGGACUCCAACGACCUCGAAAAGGAGCGCGGAAUAACCAUCCUUUCCAAAUGUACAUCGGUUUUCUAUUCCCCCAGUGCGAAUGACGGAACACACUUAAUAAAUAUCGUCGACACGCCGGGACACGCGGAUUUCGGUGGGGAGGUUGAGCGGGUACUGAGCAUGGUCGACAGCGUUGCUUUGGUUGUGGAUGCAACGGAGGGACCGAUGACCCAGACGCGUUUUGUGCUUUCCAAGGCCUUGGCUCGCGGUUUAAAACCUCUUGUUGUUCUGAACAAGGCGGACCGUGCAACUUCCCGUCCAGCUCAAGUUGAAGCAGAUUUAUUUGACCUCUUUGCCACACUCGGAGCCACCGACGAGCAAAUGGAUUACCCCGUACUCUAUGCCAGUGCCAAGCAAGGCUGGGCCGUCACGGACCUCACGAAAAUGCCGAAACAGGACGCGUCAGGCUCGGUCUCAGAGUCUCACGAAGGGAUGAAGCCGCUCUUCGAUAUGAUUCUACAACAUUGUGCUCCACCAACUCUUUCCCGGACCAAUGACGACCCAUUCUCCAUGAUUACUAUCCAAAUUGAGAGUGACCCCUAUGUUGGCACUCUUUACCUUGGACGCGUUCAUUCUGGUGUCAUUAAGGUCGGUGACGAUCUCACUGCCAUUGAUACGCAAGGCAACAAAGUCGGCGAAGGCAGAGUCAAAAAGCUAUAUGUUCGUGUCGGCAUGGAACGUGUUGAGCGCAGCGAAGCUGGUGCGGGCGAAAUUAUCAGCAUUGCCGGAAUCAAAGGCGGCGGAGUGAAUGUCACCUUGGUCUCUGCUGAUCCCAAAUUUUACACAGACGGCUCUGCUCCAACGCCACUCCCAUCCACGCCCAUCGACCCGCCAACAAUUUCCAUCAUCGUCCAUGCCAACUCUUCUCCGCUUGGCGGUACCGAAGGCUCGAAACUCACCUCUCAACUGCUGAAAGAGCGGAUUUAUCGCGAAGCCCUAACAGAUGUAGCUCUUUCGGUUCUACCUGGCCCAACCUCGGACGCGAUUGAGGUUCGGGGUCGAGGUGUGUUGCAUUUAGGCAUUCUCCUCGAAACUUUGCGCCGGGAAGGUUUCGAGCUUCUUAUUGGACCACCCAAAGCGGUCUUUCGAACUGAUCCCGAGACUGGGGAGCAGAUGGAGCCCGUGGAGAAGUGCGUUAUUGUGGUCAGGGAAGAAUACGCUGGCGGCGUUGUCCAAAAACUGACACAACGACGCGGCGAAAUGCGGAGUUACGAUGCGGUUGAUGAAGAUGUUGGUGCUGGGGCUGUUUCUGGAGAUGGUGAAGCCAGCUCUGGCGGGGGGGGGUGGUGA
Molecule: messenger RNA, 1662 nt
Organism: Mycena indigotica
Lineage: Eukaryota; Fungi; Basidiomycota; Agaricomycetes; Agaricales; Mycenaceae
Product: GTP-binding protein
Exons: 4
Coding region: 79-1662 (527 amino acids)
Cellular component (GO): ribonucleoprotein complex; cytosol
Molecular function (GO): GTPase activity; GTP binding
Source: RefSeq, a predicted model, not a curated record